AUGCCUAGCUUAGUUACCUCCAAAAAUUCUUUCGAAAUAGGCCUUGAGCAAAUGACAGACAAUAUCAUAAUGCUCUACAUUAUAAAUACAAAUAUCUGCACAUCCUCUACCAUCAGUUCCCAAGCCAACAGACAUAAACCAGAGCUUACAAUUGCUGUUGGGCCUAACGAAGAUCCCCAA
Molecule: messenger RNA, 180 nt
Organism: Dovyalis caffra
Lineage: Eukaryota; Viridiplantae; Streptophyta; Magnoliopsida; Malpighiales; Salicaceae
Source: the annotation of a GenBank genome assembly